Molecule: messenger RNA, 528 nt
Organism: Coccomyxa subellipsoidea C-169
Lineage: Eukaryota; Viridiplantae; Chlorophyta; Trebouxiophyceae; Coccomyxaceae
Exons: 3
Coding region: 1-528 (175 amino acids)
Source: RefSeq, a predicted model, not a curated record
AUGGCGGCCGCGCGCGGCGCGUCGGACCUGCAGACACCGUUUGCUACGGCGUGCUUGGCUUCGCCCUUCGAGGCGCCGAGCCCCCGGGACAUGCACCUGUCGCCAGCGGAGGAGCGGCUGGUGCCCACGCCCUCCCUGGGCAGGAGCUGCGGGCUGCCUGCGGGUGAGUCAGCAGAGGGUGACUCGCCCCGGGAGCAGGCCGAGCGCGAGCGCGCGUUGCGCAUGCUCGCCUGCCUCUGGGCCAACACAGAGAAGGCUCCCUGGGCCGAGGCGCAGCCACCACAGGCGGACAGCAGAAAGCGCGAGCAGCCGCACCCGCAGCGGCCGGCCGCUCCGCCGCCUGCGUCGUGCGCGGUGCAGCACAAGAGCGGCGGCGCGACGGGCAAGCGCCUGUUCGGCAUUGUGGGCGACGGCCAGAGCGAGUGGCAGCCCCUCGUGCGCGAGUGCAACCAGAUGAUGGAGCUGGGUGGAGUGGACACCGAGUGGCUGCACGACAUGUUGGACUUCGCAGACACUGUGUACGGUUGA